CUCAGGAGCUCAGGAGAGACGCUAUGAGUCGGUCUGGGCCUCAGAGCUGAACGGGUACUCCUCCUGAACCUCUGAGAACUUCAUGCAUGGGAGCAGGUCGACGUUGGCCCAACUGAGACCUGCUGUCGCUGGAAGAGUAGACUUGGUGGAGGGGGGACGUCCGAGAGGUCUUUACAGGUCUUGCCCCGAGUGCCGAGCAUCAUUCGUGCAAGUAUGAAUCCCGUGUGGAAGGUGUACAAGAGCAAAGUGCUGAAGACGCUGAACCCGGAGUAUGAGGAGGAGGCUGCCGAGGAGGUCACACAGGUGGAGAAUGAAAUGAGUCCGGUGCAGGAGGAGGAGGGGCCUAACGCGGUCUCCCAACUGGCCAAGAGAAUGCAAGGGGCCGGGGCCAAAAGCUGGAACAGAUUCUCAACUCUGUUCAACAAAGAUGAUGAGCACCAGCUCCUGGAGGAGACCGAGAGCCCACCGGUCCCUGACCAUCCUCUUGCAGUGAGGCCCGAGGAGCCUCCUCGACCCUCCAGACGCUCAGGAUUCUGGGAUAGCUUUUCAGCCAACUGGGCCGCCAAGAAGCAGGCGGAGGCCGCAGCUGCAGCCGCCGCUGCCGCAAGCGAGGUGGUGGAAGGCCAAGGUGAGGCGGCGGAGGAGACAGAGGCAGGAGGGCAGGAGAACCUGGACGGGGAGAUCGCCGAGGGAGAGGAGAGCGAAGAAGGAGGAAGGAGCAACAACAGCUCCUCCAAAUACGCGUCGCUGGGAGGAGGCAGCGAGGACACCUCCUUCAAGUGGAACUUUGUCACCAGUAAGCUGGCAGAGCUGAAGACCAAGAGCAUGACCAAGACCAACUAG
Platichthys flesus (European flounder) is the source of this 843-nucleotide messenger RNA. RefSeq lists its product as uncharacterized. The transcript has 4 exons. The record is from RefSeq and is a predicted model, not a curated record. The coding region runs from base 214 to 843 and encodes 209 amino acids. NCBI's taxonomy places the organism in Eukaryota, Metazoa, Chordata, Actinopteri, Pleuronectiformes, Pleuronectidae. Gene Ontology annotation, biological process: spermatogenesis.